Cyphellophora attinorum is the source of this 834-nucleotide messenger RNA. Its product is annotated as putative quinate permease. Bases 1 to 834 code for a protein of 277 amino acids. Lineage: Eukaryota; Fungi; Ascomycota; Eurotiomycetes; Chaetothyriales; Cyphellophoraceae. The record is from RefSeq and is a predicted model, not a curated record. The transcript is spliced from 4 exons. Gene Ontology annotation, biological process: carbohydrate transport; transmembrane transport. Gene Ontology annotation, cellular component: membrane. Gene Ontology annotation, molecular function: carbohydrate:proton symporter activity.
AUGAGCGGUAUCAACGCACUCGCGUUCUAUCAGACCACCAUCUACAAGCGGUAUCUUGGUCUAGGAGCCACAAUCGCGCGCAUCCUGAGCGCUAGCGUCUUUACUUUCCAGACCUGUUGCGCACCGAUUGGCGUCCUCUUGGUAGACAGAGUUGGCAGGCGCAAGCUGAUGAUGGUGUCAGCACUAGGCAUGGGUUCGUGUAUGGCCAUUGUGGCCGGGACUACAUCACAAAAAGACCACGUGGCUUGUGUCGGUGUUGCUGUGGCUUUCAUAUUCCUCUUCAGUCUCUUCUUCCCCGUCGGCUUUCUCGGCUUGACCUUCCUUUACGCCAGCGAGAUCAGCCCGCUAAUGGCUCGAGUCCCGAUCACCGCGAUGAGUACAGGUAGCGCCUGGAUCUUCAACUUUCUUGUGGCGGAGAUUACACCAGUAGCUUUUGCAACGAUUGGCUGGCGCUACUACAUUGUUUAUGCAUGCACAAACCUGUUUAUGAUCUUGCCCAGUGUCUACCUAUUCUUCCCCGAAACGAACAAUCUUCACUUGGAGGAAGUUGAUCAGAUCUUUCGCGACAGCAAAAACUGUCUGUCGCCAGUCAAGGUUGCAGCUGGAAUCGUUGCAGCUAGGCUCCAAGACGAUGUUCACGCUCCCAGACAUACAGAUAAUGAGGAUUCAAACUUGAGUAGCUCGAAAUGGUCCGCACAAGGCUACGAAUUCCACGUCGAAUCCAUCCUCUGCGAGAGCGUCUGUCAGACGUUGGCGGAAAUCAUGCCAUUCAUCAUCCAAGGUGCGAUCAUACACCCACCGCCAGUCGUGUGGGACGUGAUCUCCUCGCCAUAA